Vicia villosa (hairy vetch) is the source of this 807-nucleotide messenger RNA. RefSeq names its product 17.1 kDa class II heat shock protein-like. The coding region runs from base 84 to 548 and encodes 154 amino acids. The record is from RefSeq and is a predicted model, not a curated record. The transcript has a single exon. Gene Ontology annotation, biological process: response to salt stress; response to heat; protein complex oligomerization. Lineage: Eukaryota; Viridiplantae; Streptophyta; Magnoliopsida; Fabales; Fabaceae.
AAACAUUCUCCAUUUUCAAUUCAUUCAUACAAAAAAAUAAACAAUAAAAUAGAUAAACACAAAUUUAUUCCACAAAGAAAGAAAUGGAUUUCAGGCUAAUGGGUUUGGAUUCUCCACUCUUCAACACUCUCCACCACAUUAUGGACGACACAACCGACAAGAAUCUAAACGCGCCGACACAAACAUAUGUUCGCGACGCAAGAGCAAUGGCUGCAACUCCCGUUGAUGUAAAGGAGUUUCCAAAUUCAUACGUGUUUGUGGUGGAUAUGCCUGGGUUGAAAUCCGGUGACAUAAAGGUUCAGGUUGAAGAUGAGAAUGUGCUAUUGAUAAGUGGUGAGAGGAAAAGAGAAGAAGAGAAAGAAGGUGUGAAAUAUUUGAAGAUGGAAAGAAGGGUUGGCAAGUUUAUGAGGAAAUUUGUGUUACCUGAGAAUGCUAAUGUUGAAGCUAUCUCUGCUAUCUGUCAAGACGGUGUUCUUACUGUUACUGUUAAUAAGUUGCCUCCACCUGAACCUAAAAAACCAAAGACUAUUGAGGUUAAGAUCGCUUGAGCGGUGUUCAAUUUCAUGUUCACAAAUUGCAACUCAACCAACGUUUGCUUACUAAAUGCUAUGUCUGUCUUUUUGUAGUUUGUUUGUAUGGAAAUGGUUUCGUGUCUUUUCUGCAGGCUCUUUAUAUGAUGAUCAUGCGAUGUAAUGUGUGCUAAUGCUUUAAUAAAAUAUAUGAAAAUGAGUUUUAAAUACCUAUCAAUGUUGAAUUAGUGCAUAUUUCACUAUUAGAAUAUGUUGAACCUAUCAAUCAUCAUGAAGA